GCGGGAUCCGUUGUCCUGGAGUGACCACAGAAUCGAGUGGCUCCACAAAUCUCUAGUCUCAUGAACCAGCACACCAAGUGUGCCCUGAAAACUGCCAACUGUCAGCCAUCAAACAAUCACAAUUCAGUCCCUGUCCAUUAGUUGUCGGAACAACAUCAUACACCUUACACUUCCAGCGGGUUGUGGCAUCCAAAUCGUAACCAUGUGCGGCGGCUGGGCUUGUGCCUCCUACGAUCUAGCCUGCAACAAUCCACCCCUAUCCACACUGCGUUUCACUGGCCGAGACUUCAUACCCACACCCUGCGGACCUUGCGACAAGUGUUAUGUCCUUGAUACCAGCCGCAAGAAGAACACUAAUAACUGCUAUGUACCACACAUCCUGUCCCCACUGGAUGCCCAGCUAUGCACUUUGGAUAGCAGUCAGAAGAAGGAAAAUAACUAAGGAUAAAGACAAAUUGAAUAAUUGUAGAUAGGAAAGGGACCAAAUUAUGAAGUGCUGCUUUUUUUGUACUACACAUGGACUAAAUUAAAAAUCCUCUAGCUAAUAAA
This is a messenger RNA of Drosophila rhopaloa, 549 nucleotides long. RefSeq lists its product as uncharacterized. The transcript is spliced from 2 exons. Bases 203 to 442 code for a protein of 79 amino acids. The record is from RefSeq and is a predicted model, not a curated record. NCBI's taxonomy places the organism in Eukaryota, Metazoa, Arthropoda, Insecta, Diptera, Drosophilidae.